AUGGCCUCCGACUCAGGCACACCCCCUCCUCCACGGGAGCCGACCCCGGGCGGCUCCCUUCCUUCUUCGACUGCAAUCCCCUUGAAGAGGCCAGCUCUCGAAGAAGAUUUCACUCCUUCUGUACCUUCGCCACUCAACCCUGACGUCAGAUCUACACCAAGACCAUUAGGCGUCGACGAGAUGCCAGCAAAGCGCAACAAGAAGGAGUCGCUGAAGAAGCGCGAGUCCAAGGGUGCCUUUGGCGGCGACAGCAACCGUGGCACGCCGGACCCCAAGCAUCGCGAACCUAAGCAGUCCGACUACAGUCCGAUGCGCUACAAGCUGGCGCCUCCUAAGCCUUCCGACUUUGAACCUGCUCGCGGAGCCAGCUUCACCCAUCACCAUGACGUCCCUGCUUUGGACGGAACCGAGAUCCGGUUCUACGAGACGUCGGAGCAUGUUCACAACAAGAAAAGCUACCACUACACUCACUGCAUAGCGGACCCCGGGUUCCCCUCGGCACUAUACUACCGCGGUACCGAGGCAGAGCCCACGGGACCUCAUCUCAGCUUCGAGGACAGCGCAACUCAUCUGUUCUUUGACCGGACGGGCCUCCAUAUUACUACGAACAAGGGUUUCCGCAUGACGCGUGCGAAUGUGGCAAUCCGAGAGGGACGGUUUUACUGGGAGACCAAGAUUACAAGAGGAAUUGUCGACAAGACGAGCGGAGAUGAGAAGCACGAAUCGCAUGGCCAUGUGCGCAUGGGUUUCGCGAGAAGAGAGGCGACUCUGGAUGCCCCGGUCGGAUUUGAUGCAUACAGCUACGGUGUGCGCGACGUGGGCGGCGAGAAGGUGUACAUGUCACGACCCAAGGCCUUCUUCCCCGAGGGAGAGGGCAUCCGGGAGGGCGAUGUCAUCGGCCUGGAGAUUCAGCUACCCUCGGAACGAUUGCAGCGCAAGGUCCUGGCUGGUCAGUACAACCCGGCGGUUGAUACCGGCUUGGACGAUGACAGCACAAACUUUGAUGCGCCGAAUAUCGUCCGCGAUCGUAUCCCGAUUCGCUUCAAGUCACACAUCUACUUUGAAAAGAUUGACUACCACACAACCAAGGAGCUCGAGGACCUCAUGAACCCCUCGCCCGUGUCCUCUGGCCCCGCCAACUCGGUCGAAGCGCCCAACCCUAACCACGCCGUUCCCGCCCUCCGUACGCUUCCCGGAUCCUUCAUCAAGGUGUACAAGAAUGGUGUGCUGAUGGGCACCCCAUUCACUGACCUCCUGGCCUUCCUGCCCCCGGCCUCCAAGCCGCAAGGCCAAAUCGGCGCUCGCGAGGGCCUCGACAACGGCAUGCUCGGCUACUAUCCCGCCGUGAGCGUCUUCAGAGGCGGUGCUGCCGAGGUCAACUUUGGUCCCGACUUUUGGUUCCCGCCACCCGGGCUUGAAGACGGUCCCGACGACAAUGAGGUCUCGAUGAUCGAUGCCGGACAAGAAGAGUCCAAGAAGCCGGCGCCGUUGUCGUCGUCGUCGUCCGCGUACCCUGGUUUGGAUCAGGUGCGGCCCGUCUCGGAGCGGUACACGGAGCAAAUUGUUGAGGAUAUCGUUUAUGACAUCAUUGACGAAGUCGACUUCUGGAUCCAGGAUGGCUGCAAGGUCAUUGAUCGUUUCGGCGGCCAGGGCGAGAAGGCUGGCCAGACGGGCAGUCUUGCGGCCGGUGGACGUGAGGAGAUUAAGGAGUUGGUCCAGGAUGACUGA
This is a messenger RNA of Colletotrichum godetiae, 1728 nucleotides long. Its product is annotated as SPRY domain-containing protein. The transcript has 2 exons. Gene Ontology annotation, molecular function: protein binding; transcription cis-regulatory region binding. Gene Ontology annotation, cellular component: Set1C/COMPASS complex. The coding region runs from base 1 to 1728 and encodes 575 amino acids. Lineage: Eukaryota; Fungi; Ascomycota; Sordariomycetes; Glomerellales; Glomerellaceae. The record is from RefSeq and is a predicted model, not a curated record.